AAACACAACACACACCAGCACAACACAUACGCAUUACACAAAUGCAUUUUUUAUGUACACUUUCAGUGUCUAACACGACAUGGCUACCUCAUGUUUAUCAAAGACAAAUGAUGUAGCUAAUUAUUUAUAAAAAAAUUCAUAAAAAUUUUCACAUUCUGCUGCAGUGACAGUGACUGUGAAUAUACUUGAUCGUCUUCAUUUAAUAAUAAUUAAUCAAUUUAUUAAUUAUUUAACUUUUUUAAACAACAUAUAUUUUACUCAAUUUUUUUCUACCAUACGUCAUGUUGCGUCAGGUACUCGUGAUACAGUAAAAAAUUUAAUUAUUUUUCUCAUAAAUAAAAAGUAAAAGUGAACAAUUUUAAAAAAAAAUUAAUUUUCUUAUUUUGUUGAUUAGUUUUAUCCUAUUUUCUAAAUGAUUUUUUUACUAUUGUGUAAUUUUUUUUUUGCUAAUAUAAAACCAGUUAUAUUUUCAUAACAAAAUAAAAAAAAAAAAAAAAAAAAGAGUUAAACAUCUAUACAGUUGACAAAAAUAUAUACGUAAUAAAAAAAUAAAAAUAAAAAUAAUGAUGGCAGGAGAUGGUCAACGUGUUAAUGUACAACGUGAUAUAUUUCGUGUUGGUUCACGAAAAAGUGAGCUUGCACAAAUACAAACAAACUAUGUUAUUGAGUGCCUAAAAAAAUUGUAUCCAGAUAAAAAAUUUGAAAAAGUUUUGAUGAGUACAAAAGGUGAUAAAGUAUUGAAUAUAUCAUUGCCAAAAAUUGGUGAAAAAGCAUUAUUUACACAAGAACUUGAAUUGGCAUUAGAAAAUGGACGUAUUGAUUUUGUUGUACAUUCGUUAAAAGAUUUACCAACAUCAUUACCAGAUGGUUUGGCACUUGGUGCAAUAAUGAAACGUGAAGAUCCACGUGAUGCUGUUGUUAUGUCUAAGGUUAAUUCAACAAAAACAUUAAAAACAUUACCAAAAGGUAGUAUAAUUGGUACAAGUUCAUUACGUCGUUCAGCUCAGUUAUCUAAAAAUUUACCUCAUCUUGAAGUUAAAAGUAUACGUGGUAAUUUAAAUACAAGAUUAAAAAAACUUGAUGAAUCAGAUAAAAUUGAUAAUACAAAAAUUGUUGAAAAUGAUGAGUAUAAUUAUUCUGCAAUAAUAUUGGCUGUAGCUGGACUAAAUAGAAUGCAAUGGAGUGAUAGAAUUAGUGAAAUAUUAGAUUCAGAUGAUGCACUUUAUGCUGUUGGACAAGGUGCACUUGGUAUUGAAUGUCGUGAAAACGAUUUUGAUAUACUUAAAAUUCUAGAGCCUCUGAAUGAUGUUGAAAGUACAUUGAGAUGUAUUUGUGAACGUUCAUUUUUAAAAAAACUUGGUGGUGGUUGUUCAGCACCAGUUGGUGUUUCAACAACAUUAGAAAAUAAAAAAUUAACUAUAACUGGUGCUGUUUGGUCAUUGAAUGGUGAUACAAUGAUCAAGGACACAAUGGACUGUAAACUUUAUUUACGUGAUGAUGAUGGUGAACCACCACAAAAAUGCCCAUAUCGAGAACCAAGAUUAUACUGCAGUGUUGUGCCAGGAAAAGUUAGUGGAAUGAGUCUUCUUGUUGCUGAAAAUCUUGGUGAAGAUUUAGCUCAAAGUUUAAUUGAAAAAAACGCACUGGAAAUUAUGUCAAAAGCUAGAGAAACAAUUCUCAGUACAAUAUAAAAAAAUAAUAGAUAAUUAAUAAUUAACUAGAUAAUUAAUAAACAAACAAUAAAUAAAAAAAAAAAAUAAGCAGAAAUAAAAAUUUAAAAAGACAAAAAUAAACCCACUGCCUGCUAUUUUUCAUAAAAAAACAAUUUUAAAAAUUAUAAUAAUUAAAAAAAACUAUACAAAUUUAAUUAUUAAAAUUUAUCAACUUUUUGUAAAUAAUUUUACUAUUUUUUUUUUCUGUUUUUAUUUAAAAUGUUUAUUCAGAAAAUGUUGCUGCGUUUUUUUUUUUUUUCGCUAGAAAAUCAAUGUUAUCAAAUGUUUGUAAAUUAUUGUUGUAAAUGAUUAAUUAUUUUAUCAUAUUUUGAGAAUUUUAAAUGAGCAAAAAAAAGUAACGGUGAAGUAGAUACUGUAUGUUUAGAAAAUAUAUAUAUAUUGUAAAAAGAAGACAGCAGAUUUUAAUUGAUGAAUCUGUGAGUCAUUGGGAUA
Molecule: messenger RNA, 2165 nt
Organism: Aphidius gifuensis
Lineage: Eukaryota; Metazoa; Arthropoda; Insecta; Hymenoptera; Braconidae
Product: porphobilinogen deaminase
Exons: 4
Coding region: 564-1691 (375 amino acids)
Biological process (GO): heme biosynthetic process
Cellular component (GO): cytoplasm
Molecular function (GO): hydroxymethylbilane synthase activity
Source: RefSeq, a predicted model, not a curated record